CUUUUGUAACUGACACCUAUCUCCGUUUCGAGAGAGAGAGAGAGAGAGAGAAGAGUGCAUUCUAGGGCUUUGAUAUUCGGAUUCUAGGGUUUCUUUUCCAACCAGAGCCAGACCUGAUUCUAUUCCUAUUCUUCCCCCAAUCGGUGGUCACGAUUCGAUGCUCAUCGUCCCCCCCACGUUCCAACCGUUCGAUCGAUUCAUUUCUCGCUGAAUUUGAUCGCAAUUCGCAAUUCCCACAUUUCGCGAUUCUAUUGUCUCUUGAUCUUCCUAAAUUCUAUUUGUUAGGGCUUCUCACUCGACGUCUCGGCCAUGUUCUACCUGUUCGAUCGAUUCAUUUCUUGCUAAAUAUGGUUGCAAUUCGCAAUACCAACCUUUUGCGAUUCGAUUGUCUUCUGAUCUUCCUAAAAUUCGAUUUGUUAGGGCUUCUCACUUGAUCACGAGUCGAUGCUCAUCGUCUCCGUUACGUUCUAACCGUUCGAUUGAUGCAUUUCUGUCUGGAAUAUGGUAGCAAUUCGCAAUCCCUACAUUUCUCGAUUUGAUUGUCUUCUGAUCUUUCGAAAUUCGAUUUGUUAGUGCUUCUCACGCUAUGGUAUAACCAAAAGUGGUGGAAUUUGAAGGGAUGUGAAAAUCUGGUAUUUGUUCGAUUGUUGUGAAUAUAGAGUGAGUUGAUUUGGGGAUUUGUGAAGAGUUAGGUUUGUUCUGACUGUGAAUUUGUGAUUGUUUGGAUUGAAAUUUGAGGUAUUAUGUAUAUAGAGGAAUUGAAGGGGAGAGAGGAGUUGGAAAGUGAUGAAGAGGAGAUAGGAUAUGGUAAUGAGGUGGUGAGAGGCAGCACUGUGGUGUUGGAUGUGAAGAAGGUUUUGGUUGGAGCAGGGGCUCGUGCACUGUUUUACCCUACGCUUCUGUACAAUGUUGUGCGAAAUAAGGUUCAGGUUGAGUUUCGGUGGUGGGACUGGAUUGAUGAGUUUGUACUAUUAGGUGCUGUCCCAUUUCCAUCUGAUGUUGAACGGCUGAAGGAGCGUGGUGUUUGUGGAGUGAUCACCUUAAAUGAGCCCUAUGAGACUUUGGUUCCAACAUCUUUAUAUCUAGCUCAUGGCAUUGAUCAUUUGGUGCUCCCGACAAGAGACUACCUCUUUGCUCCAUCACUGAGUGAUAUAUGUCAAGCUGUAGACUUCAUUCAUGAAAAUGCAUCAUGCGGGCGAUCUACGUAUGUGCAUUGUAAAGCUGGUCGGGGACGCAGCACAACCAUCGUUAUAUGUUAUCUGGUGCAACACAAGCAGAUGAUGCCUGAGGCUGCAUACAGUUAUGUGAAAUCAAUUCGGCCCAGAGUACUCUUAGCCCCUUCCCAGUGGCAGGCUGUUCUGGAUUACUACCAUCUCAAAGUGAAUCCGGCCUGUAAACCAAGCCACAUGAUAACCAGUCUAAUACUGAAAAGUCCAAAAUUCUUCGCUGCACGAGAUCUCGUGGCAUUUGAUGAUGGCUCUGUGGUCAUGGUAACAGAAGAGGAUUUGGAUGGCUACGAUCCAAGCCAUGAUUCUUGUGCUAUAAGAAGCAAGAUUUGGACAGAUUUAAAUGUAGUCUGCAGGAUUCGAGUUGCUGGUCAGUCGGCUUUGGCAAGACUAUCUUGUAUGUGGCUUCGCUGCCAAACCCAGCAGAAGAUUUCAAGCGAGAACAUGCAUAUGGAGAGCAGCUGCCCAAUUAGGUCUAAUCAAUUGGGAGUUCUUAGUGUAGACAUUCAUGUCUACUGAGAUGUGCUUCUGAUUUCCUUCUGUAAUGUUUGUCCUUUAAUUCCAAUUUCGUAUGUGUAAAGGUGAAUAGCUCUUUAUUUUCAUUUGUUUUGUCUGUUGACUUUCCGGUGUAUAUAUUGUGGACGAGAAAAUAAGGUUCUAUUUAGUUGUAUUCUCAAAAUACAAUUUCACUAUAUCAUUCGCGCUUCACGUUUA
Messenger RNA from Camellia sinensis, 1940 nucleotides. Its product is annotated as phosphatidylglycerophosphate phosphatase PTPMT1. NCBI's taxonomy places the organism in Eukaryota, Viridiplantae, Streptophyta, Magnoliopsida, Ericales, Theaceae. Gene Ontology annotation, biological process: protein dephosphorylation. Gene Ontology annotation, molecular function: phosphoprotein phosphatase activity. The record is from RefSeq and is a predicted model, not a curated record.